Lingula anatina is the source of this 802-nucleotide messenger RNA. RefSeq names its product nose resistant to fluoxetine protein 6. NCBI's taxonomy places the organism in Eukaryota, Metazoa, Brachiopoda, Lingulata, Lingulida, Lingulidae. Gene Ontology annotation, molecular function: acyltransferase activity, transferring groups other than amino-acyl groups. The record is from RefSeq and is a predicted model, not a curated record.
AUGGCUUAUCUUGACAAAAAAACUACUUUAAAUGUGUUUGAUGCCUCGGCCAAACUACCAAGCGGUGUGCUGGACGGGAAUUUCAGAUGGCUAGGUUCCUACAGCGAGUGUCUGGCCGUGGACGCCUAUGUCCUGUACAAUGUGACCAACCCUGACAACACCACCUGGACAGCGGAUGACCAGUUUGGUGGACAGUACUGUACGGGCUACGUAGGGAUACAACAGCCCGGCCAACCACCCGCGACUCUUAGCAUUGGUUUAUGUGUUCCAACAGGAUGCAGUAACCAAGACUUGAAACACUUACUGAACGCAUUUAUAUCUAUCCUACGAAUAAAAUCUCCACUUUUGGAAAAGGCUGCUUUUGCCUGCAACAAACAAGACCGACCGAUGAACAGCGGUGCAAUUGCAGUUAUAUGCAUCGCAGGGUUAGUUGUGCUAUGCGUACUUAUUGGAACCAUAUAUGACAUCGUACACCAGAACAUGGGUUUUAAUCACAAACCAUUGAUUCCCUACGCCGGUGAGACAAAAUUCACCAGUAACGGUGCUGCCUCCAUGGGGGUUGAUGAACACACACCACUAAUACAUUCUCAGAAAAAUGUGGGUUAUUCGAAUUCCGAAAAUAGUGGCGCCAAUGGCAUUAUGCAUAAAGUCCUUGUAGCUUUUUCUGUAUACACAAACGGUGCCAAAGUUCUGAACACCAAGCAAGCCAGUGGAGCUCUCACUUGUGUCAACGGAAUACGGUUUCUGAGUCUCUCCUGGGUUAUUUGGGGACACACCUACGUUUUUGCAAUGACUACGAUUG